AUGAUUUCAUUGCGUAUCUGUGUGGAAUUCUGCGCUAUCAAAGAGAAAUUCUCUUUGACUCUUUCUGACUUGCUCCCUAAGACUUGCGGUGCUAGACGGCUCACUCGCCGUUCCUUCCUUCUGCAGUCGUUAGUGAUGGAAGAUUCUCUGCAACUUAGCUUGAAAUCUAUGAAACUGGUGGAUGACGAAGAACCCCUCACACUUCCUGAUAGCCCGAGAUUCAGGGUUUUCGAUGAGAACUUGACGAGUCUGCUGGGGAUGUUACUGAACCCGGAUUGUCAACCAAUGGCUAAAAUGAUUGAUUAUAUGCCGACCGCUUGGCGUGUGUAUGGUAGAGUCAGAGGCAUAGCAUUGUCUCGUGAUAGGCACAUACCGACGAAGUUCUUCACAACUGAUACCAUGUUCAAGCUUGCUUCUGAAGUGGGUAAAGUGGAAAAGAUAGCUUAUGAUCCUAAAUUUUCACUUACUAAGGAUUAUAUCAGAGCGUUGAUUACCUUUGAUACUGAGAAGCCAGCCAAAGCCACUCGGAAGUUGACAGUGAAGAAAGAUGGAACAACGGUUACUAUUGAAUUCGAAUAUGAGCGAAUUCACAAGCGGUGCUUUCACUUCCUUUGCAUUACGCAUGAAAAGGUCAGAUGUCCUCUGUUGAGACGAGGCGCAACGAGGCAGGAUCCAAAUAUUUCUGCUCCUAUGAGUAGAGUGCAAGACAUUGAGGAAAGGGUUGAAAGUAGUCACAGAAAUCCUCCUAUGGAAGGCCCUCCAGGCUUCCCUCCGUUGUUUCCAGAACUCCCUCCGCAAGAACAGAAAGCUGCUAUGCUGUACAUCUCCCAUGCUGACGCUACAGAGAGACAAGCGAGAAUCAUGAGAGUGCGCCAGGCUAUCUCAGACCAAGACCAAACCCACGUCGCUACACUAACGAAGUUUACUGCAAACCUAGAGAAGGGAUUUGUUGGCUCGCAGGAGCUAGCGGUCACUACGGGCUUUCAGAUUGGUCUGUCUUCUACGACGCCAUCUUCCGGUGACAGUAUUACUCCUAAGCAGCAGAGACGUAGACCUCCUUCCUGGAAACGUAAAGCUCAAGCUGGUAAAGGAGCUUCUCCUAGCAACCGAAUCUCUAAGUCUUCAGCGCCACAAUUGGAGAGUAGUGGUAAACGUAAGACUGAUGCGAUUUCUAUGUCUCCCUCCAAGAAACUCUCUACUCCAACAACUAAUUCGGUGGCUUCCAGUCUGAAGCCGCUGCUCCCCCAAUGA
Messenger RNA from Brassica rapa (field mustard), 1251 nucleotides. RefSeq lists its product as uncharacterized. The record is from RefSeq and is a predicted model, not a curated record. Lineage: Eukaryota; Viridiplantae; Streptophyta; Magnoliopsida; Brassicales; Brassicaceae.